Molecule: messenger RNA, 1932 nt
Organism: Labeo rohita (rohu)
Lineage: Eukaryota; Metazoa; Chordata; Actinopteri; Cypriniformes; Cyprinidae
Gene: gtpbp6
Product: GTP binding protein 6 (putative)
Exons: 10
Coding region: 186-1817 (543 amino acids)
Cellular component (GO): cytoplasm
Molecular function (GO): ribosome binding; GTP binding
Source: RefSeq, a predicted model, not a curated record
CACAAAAGAGGAAGUCGUACCAAAACAUGCAUGUUUAAACUGAAAUGCAGAGUUAGCUGUACAGUAAAAUAAAUGUAUUUCUUGCAAAUUUCGUUCUAGAUGUUCUUAGCGUUUCUUUUGAUGAAACCGUUCAAUGUUGCUUGAUUUGGACGUUAAUUAUAGUAUUGUGAUCUAAACCUGAGCAAAUGAAUCUCAACAAGAUCAGUGUCUUGGCAAACCAUGUGUUUCUGUGCAGAUGGAGAGAAUUAUGCAAAGAACAUGUCCUUGGUAGGAGGUACUUGACUUUUGCUAAAUGUAAACCAGUUAGAUUUUCUCAAUGUAGCUCAGAAUUAGUUGUUACCAUGUUACCAAGACAAAGCUUAAGGACUGGGGUUGCAGUUCCAGUCCUGCCAGCAAGGACCUUGUCUUUGACAGCUUCCAUGUUUAAGAGUAAAAGUCAAAACACAGAUAACAACCGCCUAGAGGAUGAAGAAGAUGAACUUGAUGAGGCAGAAAUAGAGGAGCUGUUCCAGCAGCAGAUCCCCACAAGUAUUGGUGAAGAAGAACACAAGGUCUUCAUCGUUCAUCCCGAUGUGAAAUGGGGCAGCAGAAAGCAAUUUCUGACCACAGCGGCACUUCAGAUGGAAGAAGCUGUGGGUCUGGUGAACACUUUGUACAACUGGAGUGUUGUUGAUAAGAUCAUCCUCUCCACCAAGACACCAGAGAAGAAAAGAAUUUUCGGCAAGGGAAACUUUCAGGCUCUUACAGAAAAGGUCAGAGCUACACCUGGGGUGACAGCUGUUUUUGUGAAUGUGGAACGUCUUUCACCCUCCUCGGAAAAAGAAUUGCAGGAAGCCUGGGGAGUAAAGGUACUUGAUAGAUACUCGCUUGUUCUGCACAUUUUCCGCUGUAACGCUAGAACAAAAGAGGCCAAACUGCAGAUCUCCUUGGCAGAGAUUCCCUUGCUCAGAUCACGUCUGAGAAAUGAAGCUGCUAAGCUAGACCAGCAAGGUGGCGGCUCAAGGUACAUUAUGGGCUCAGGCGAAACCCUGUAUGAAGUACAGCAGAGAUUGUUGAAGGAGCGAGAGCUAAAGAUCCGAUCGGCCCUGGAGCGACUUAGGAGGAAGAGGCACCUUCUGCGCUCCCAGCGCAAACACAGAGACUUUCCCAUCGUCUCUGUCAUGGGCUACACUAACUGUGGUAAAACAACUCUGAUUAAAGCGCUGACUGGAGAUGCUGGUCUCCAGCCAAAAGACCAGCUCUUUGCCACCCUGGAUGUUACAGUACAUGCAGGACAGCUGCCAAGUCAUAUGACUGUAUUGUAUGUAGACACCAUUGGCUUCUUGUCCCAACUCCCUCAUCAGCUUAUUGACUCUUUCUCUGCCACACUGGAGGAUGUAACACAUUCUGACCUCAUAAUUCAUGUGAGAGACAUCAGUCAUCCAGAAACUGUGAAUCAAAAGGUCAACGUACUGAAUGUACUAAAGAAUCUACAGAUUCCAGAAAGACUGUUGAACUCUAUAAUAGAGGUGCACAAUAAGAUUGACCUCAUUGAAGGAUAUGAGGUCGGUGAUGCUGAGGUUAUUCCCAUAUCCGCUCUGAAACAGCAUGGCCUGGAAGUAUUAAAAGAAAAGAUUGAAGAAGCUGUUGUGAAGUAUACCGGCAAACAAACAAUGACCCUCAAAGUGCAGCUCAACAGCUCUCAAUUAGCUUGGCUGUAUAAGGAGGCGACGGUUCAGGCGGUAGAUGAUGUGGGAGAUGACUGCACUGCCAACGUCAAGGUCAUCAUUAGCCAAGCUGCAUAUGGCCGCUACAGGAAGCUGUUUCAGGUCACCUAGUAACAAACGGCUCCUGUUUCAAAGCCAGGGCGACAUUGUCCAAAAUAAUUCACACACUCAGUGCAAUAAUGUUGUUUAAAUAUUUAUUUGCUUAAUAAACAGUGCAUUUCAAAUA